Callorhinchus milii (elephant shark) is the source of this 3170-nucleotide messenger RNA. RefSeq names its product armadillo repeat containing 2 (gene armc2). The record is from RefSeq and is a predicted model, not a curated record. Bases 79 to 2679 code for a protein of 866 amino acids. The transcript has 18 exons. Gene Ontology annotation, molecular function: protein binding. Gene Ontology annotation, biological process: cilium organization; sperm axoneme assembly. Lineage: Eukaryota; Metazoa; Chordata; Chondrichthyes; Chimaeriformes; Callorhinchidae.
GGGGGCAGUGUCUGGUGGCGGGAGCGGUGUAUGAGAUGUUAAAAGUGCACAGAGAGCUUCCAGAACUACUUGUCUCUUAUGGAAAGGAUGCAGUCUUCAAUGACCAAAAAGCCAAUAAAAGCACAAAACGUAUUUGGUGGCUCUACAUCUCACAGGAAGACAAGUGCUGAGAUUAUAAGUGAGGCUCGUUCAUCACUAAGAAUAUUAAAGACUCAAAGACCAUUUACCCCAAAAGAUGACCAGAGGAAACUUUUUGGACCUACUUCUUCUCGUACACCUGAAAAUAGACCUCCAUCUGCCUUCAGUCUCCAUGCUCGUAGUUUUGAAGGAAGUGAUUCACGACCUUUAUCAGUAACUCGCCUCACCCCACUUGGUCAUAAAUCAAAAAUUCUGACACCUUUUCCCAAAGAUGAAGGGCCUCCUCUUCCAAAACCACCUUUGGACCCACUGGAGAUUAAGAGAGUAAGCAACGCUCGUGCACGAUUAUUUAAAGCAGCCUCUCAGGGAAGUCUUCCGCUUGAUAAGGUGAUUCAUUCAAAGGAAAAGGUAAAGAGGUUGAAUUCAGAGGUAUCCUUGAACGAUAAAGAUUUUUCUGAUGGUGCUGAUAAAAACAUCUUCGACAAUGAGAAUACACAAUGCAGGGGAGCAGCAAAGAUCUUAUCUGACAGGAUGAUUAAGUCAGAGGGCUCACUUACGAGACCUGGCAGUGGAAGUGAACAGAUUGGUCAAAAUAGUAUGCCUUCCUCCAGCCCUUGCAGCACAGAACCAAGCAAUUUGCAAAGCAGAUCAGGGUCAAGUAGUGGAUCAAGGACAUGUGAACGAGAAACUGAAGAAGAAACUCUUUACUGGGAUACAAAGAUUCAGCCUAUACUUCGUGAACUCGAGCCAUUAAGCAGUGACAUUGAUGUAGAACAACUCUGCAAAACGUGCUACUUGCUCCAUUGUACUCUGGAGGAGGGAAAUAUGCUGGGAAAGAUGUGUAAGAGGAGAGGGAUCCUUCUGAAAACUCUCUACAAACUGGUGGAUAUUGGCUCAGAUCAACUCUCACUUCAACUAGCUAAACUCAUACUAUCUCUUAAAGUCAGUGGCAAAAAUCUGCUUAAUGUCUGUAAAUUGAUGUUCAAAGUUAGCAGGACUGAAAACAAUGACUCGUUGUUCCAAAAUGAUGGUAUUUUGGAUUGUUUGCUGGAUGUCUUCAGUGGCCCAGACCCACUUGGCAACAUUGAUGCUCUUUUAUAUUGUAUGGGAACAAUUAAAUUCCUUUCUGGGAAUAUGGCUUUGCUCAAGAACCUGCUCAAUAAAGGUUUAGUUGAGACUUUGGUACAAUUGACAAAGCAGAUCAAUGAUGCCAACAAAGAAAGUGACACAUAUUUCUCCAGCUCAGGACAUUUAUUGGUCCAGGUCACUGCUACCCUGCGGAACUUGGCAGAUCUACCUCAGUCUCGAUCCAGAUUCUUGAGCACUGGAGCUUUGCUGGAAUUAUGUGUGGUACUGGAACAACACAUAAAUGACAAAGAUGUCUGUACAAAUGUAGCCAGAAUAUUCAGCAAGCUGUCAGUUUACAAUGACUGCUGCUGUGCAUUGUCUGAAUGCUCCAGCUGUUACCAGUUAUUUUUGGUUAUUCUUCAGAGGCACCGAAAGAAGCAGGAUAUAGUUGUUCGUGUUGUUUUUACUUUGGGAAACAUGACUGCAAAGAACAAUGUAGCAAGAGAGGAAUUUUACAAGCUGGAACACAGUGUGGACACUUUGUUGUCUGUGUUUCAAAUAUAUCACGAGCUAGAUAUUAAAGCAAAAAGCACCUUACAGAAAAUGCAGAGGAAACGUGAAAUGGAUGAAUGCAAGAACCAGAAGCCCUCUGAAGUCGGUGAUGUCUUAAUAAAGCUGAUGAGAGUAAUUGCUAAUUUAUCCAUACACACUGAAAUAGGCUCUGCACUGGCUUUAAACCAAGACUGCAUGGAUCUGCUUAUUAAAGUAUUAGAAUGCACAUCAGUCGAUGAAUGUGAAGAACUGAUGAUCAAUGCUGCAGCAACCAUUAACAACCUGUCCUACUAUCAAGUGAAGAAUUCUGCUGUCGGGGCCAAGCAACUGCAUAUUGCUGAAUUGAUGAUGAAAAAGCUUUUGCUGUGUAACAAUAUGGAUGCGAUCUUGGAGGCUGCCCGGGUCUUUGGGAAUAUUUCCCGGUCUAAGGAGAUCCGUGAUUUUAUUGUACAAAAGAAUGUGGACAGGUUUAUGAUCACCUUAUUGGACGCCAAGCACCAGGAUGUCUGUUUCUCCGCCUGUGGAGUUCUUAUAAAUCUUACAGUUGAUAAAAGCAAACGAACCAUAUUGAAACAGGAUGGAGGGAUUAAAAAGUUAAUUGAUUGCUUGAGAGACUUUGGACCCAUAGACUGGCAACUUGCCAGUCUGGUCUGCAAAACACUUUGGAACUACAGUGAAAAAAUCACUAGUGCUGUGUUGUGCUUUGGAGAGAAAGAGACCAAUGAACUUCUAGAGCUCCUUUCUGCAUAUUUAGACGAAGAAAUUGCACUGGACCCGGCCAAGAGUGGGACAGAUGAAGGACUAGUGGAGUUCCACAGAGCAUGUUGGGAAUCUGAGUUUGUGCCUGUAGCCCAGCAACUACUGCACAGGAUUCAGUGUCAUCACACUCACCUGGAAGCUCUGCCCUUCCCCACACAGUAACAUUCCUUCUCUUAGAAAGGUCUCCAUUGUCUUCCUUGUGGAUAGAAAAAUUGGUACUAUUAAAUCCACUAUUCCUGCAAUACUUGUAUACACAGACAGACAUAGACCUCUAUCCAUCACAAUCAUCUGUAAUGCUUAACCAUAGAAUAUCACAGAACAAUAAGUUAUUUUUAAAUAUUAAUAAGACACUGGUGUUUUGAAAUGUUCUGCAAUUUAAAAUAUUAUUGCAGCUAAUUUACGAACACACAAUUGAUACUGUUUAGAAUUCACAAAUUUGCAAUGCAAAAGGUUUUCUUUGUAUGUGUGGAGUGCAAAAUACCGUGAGAGACAACUAAUGAUAAUCCAAUUUGGACAAUUGUAAAUAUUUUCUUUGUACAUUCUAAAUAUUUUCAUUUUGAAUUCGCACAAGGUUUCAUGAUGUGCGUAUCUUUAACUGUUUUCUCCAGUUGAUUAUUUUAUAGCAGAGUUUAAUUAAAGUUUUAUUUAUUGCU